UGUCUACAAGGCAAGUUCAGCAGACAGCACGAUCCUCGAUACGCUGCUUUGGUUUGAUGAUCUGACCUAGAACAGACUAUGUCACAGAGUCACAAUGACCUUGCACAGUAACAGUUCGGCCUCACCUUUGUUCCCCAACUCUUCGUGGAUCCCCAGCCCCUCAGAUGCAGGCCUGUCCCCCGGGACAGUCCCUCACCUUGGCAGCUACAACGUCUCUCAAGCGUCAGAGAACCUCUCCUCUCCCAACGGUACGGCAGCCGACCCCCUGGGAGGCCACACCGUCUGGCAGGUGGUCUUCAUCGCGUUACUCACUGGUUUCCUGGCCCUGGUGACCAUCAUCGGCAACAUCCUGGUCAUCGUGGCGUUUAAGGUCAACAAGCAGCUGAAGACGGUCAACAACUACUUCCUGCUCAGCCUGGCCUGCGCCGACCUGAUCAUCGGGGUCAUUUCCAUGAACCUGUUCACCACGUACAUCAUCAUGAACCGCUGGGCACUGGGGAACUUAGCCUGUGACCUCUGGCUGUCCAUUGACUAUGUGGCCAGCAAUGCCUCUGUCAUGAAUCUCCUGGUCAUCAGCUUCGACAGGUACUUCUCCAUCACCAGACCCCUCACCUACCGGGCCAAACGAACAACCAAACGCGCCGGCGUGAUGAUCGGCCUGGCUUGGGUCAUCUCCUUUGUGCUGUGGGCUCCGGCCAUUUUGUUCUGGCAGUACUUUGUGGGGAAGAGAACAGUGCCUCCGGGCGAGUGCUUCAUCCAGUUCCUCAGCGAGCCCACCAUCACCUUCGGGACGGCCAUUGCGGCCUUUUACAUGCCGGUCACCAUCAUGACCAUCUUAUACUGGAGGAUCUAUAAGGAGACUGAGAAACGCACCAAAGAGCUGGCCGGGCUGCAGGCCACGGGGACCGAGGCCGAGGCCGAGAGCUUCGUCCACCCCACGGGCAGUUCUCGGAGCUGCAGCAGCUACGAUCUCCAGCAGCAGAGCCUGAAGUGCUCGGGCAGGAGCAAGUAUGGCCGCUGCCACUUCUGGUUCACCAGCAAGAGCUGGAAGGCCAGCUCGGAGCAGAUGGAGCAGGACCACAGCAGCAGCGACAGCUGGAACAACAAUGACGCGGCCGCCUCGCUGGAGAACUCGGCCUCCUCCGACGAGGAGGACAUCGGCUCCGGCUCCGAGACCAGAGCCAUCUACUCCAUUGUGCUCAAGCUACCUGGCCACAGCACCAUCCUCAACUCCACCAAGCUCCCCUCCUCUGACAACCUACAGGGCCCCCACCAGGAGCUGGGGCCGCCGGACGUGGAGAAGAACGCCACCAAACUCCAGGCCCAGGAGAGCAUGGAUGAUGGCGACAGCUUUCCCAAAGGCUUCUCCAAGCUGCCCAUCCAGCUAGAGUCAGCCGUGGAUGCAGGCAAGACUUCCAAUCCCAACCCCUCGGUGGGCAAAACCACGGCCACGCUACCUCUGUCCUUCAAGGAAGCCACGCUGGCCAAGAGAUUUGCUCUGAAGACCCGAAGUCAGAUCACCAAGAGAAAGAGGAUGUCGCUCAUCAAGGAGAAGAAAGCAGCCCAGACCCUGAGUGCCAUCCUGCUGGCCUUCAUCAUCACCUGGACGCCCUACAACAUCAUGGUCCUGGUGAACACCUUCUGCGACAGCUGCAUCCCGAAAACCUAUUGGAAUCUGGGUUACUGGCUGUGCUACAUCAACAGCACAGUGAACCCCGUGUGCUACGCCCUGUGCAACAAGACAUUCCGCACCACCUUCAAGAUGCUCUUGCUCUGCCAAUGCGACAAGAGGAAGAGGCGCAAGCAGCAGUAUCAGCAGAGACAGUCCGUCCUCUUCCACAAGCGAGGGCCCGAGCAGGCCUUGUAGAGA
Messenger RNA from Dipodomys ordii (Ord's kangaroo rat), 1870 nucleotides. It is a transcript of the gene Chrm3, whose product is annotated as cholinergic receptor, muscarinic 3. Gene Ontology annotation, cellular component: dendrite; synapse; plasma membrane. The transcript has 2 exons. The coding region runs from base 95 to 1867 and encodes 590 amino acids. The record is from RefSeq and is a predicted model, not a curated record. Gene Ontology annotation, biological process: adenylate cyclase-inhibiting G protein-coupled acetylcholine receptor signaling pathway; saliva secretion; positive regulation of smooth muscle contraction. Gene Ontology annotation, molecular function: G protein-coupled acetylcholine receptor activity; G protein-coupled serotonin receptor activity. Lineage: Eukaryota; Metazoa; Chordata; Mammalia; Rodentia; Heteromyidae.